Linum tenue is the source of this 453-nucleotide messenger RNA. The record is from the annotation of a GenBank genome assembly. NCBI's taxonomy places the organism in Eukaryota, Viridiplantae, Streptophyta, Magnoliopsida, Malpighiales, Linaceae.
AUGGCGGCCGUAGCAGCAACGACAUCGCCCGUCGAGUCCGUCCAGUGCUUCGGCCGGAAGAAGACCGCCGUCGCCGUCACCCACUGCAAGCGAGGGAGGGGACUCAUCAAGCUCAACGGGACUCCGAUCGAGCUCGUGGAGCCGGAGAUCCUCCGUUUCAAGGCCGUCGAGCCGAUCCUCCUCCUCGGCCGACACCGCUUCAGCGGCGUCGACAUGCGGAUUCGGGUCAAGGGAGGCGGGCACACCUCCCAGAUCUACGCCAUUCGUCAGAGCAUCGCCAAGGCGCUGGUAGCUUUCUACCAGAAGUUUGUGGACGAGCAGAGCAAGAAGGAGAUCAAGGACCUCCUCGUCGGCUACGACAGGACUCUGCUGGUGGCCGAUCCCAGGCGCUGCGAGCCCAAGAAGUUCGGUGGCCGUGGUGCCCGUUCUAGGUUCCAGAAGAGUUAUCGCUGA